ACGGCAGACCAAGGUUAAGAGCUCUCUCUGCACAACAUACUGGGAAUAAACAAUGCGCUUUGGGUCGCUUUUGUUCAACUCAUGGUAACAACAAUUUAAACCGUUUAAAGCCACGUGAACUCCGCGCUUAGCCCCACAGACGAGGACCCAGGGACGCACCAGAGUUUGGGACUUUUGGACGCGUUGCGUUUCUUUCUGUUUCAUUACGCUCGGGGAUGAUUUAAGUUUCCCGAGGAGAGCACAAGGGAUGUGAGUCUGGAGAACACUUCUUGGCGUUAAAGGAGUGGUCAUCGCGUUAAAAGAGAAUAAAGGGAAAGCGUUGAGUCAUUUUGGGUGAUCCGAUAAAAUGCAGCAUCCCUUGGAUAUGGGAGCGCAUUAUUACCCGCCCGAAGCACACCCCGACCACCGGUCACACCGCUACAGGAGUUUCAUGAUCGAGGAGAUCCUGACCGACCACCCGGAGCGCAAGGUGUCCACCCCGGCCGGGGAGCUGCUCAAGUUCGGCGUCCAGGCGCUGCUGUCGGCGCGGCCGUUCCACAGCCACCUGGUGUUAAAGGCCGAGCAGGCGAGCCUCCUUAAGUUCCCCAUGUCCCCGCUCUCUUGCUCGCUCGGGCCCAUGGGCUCGCCGCUACUCUCCGGGCCUCCGGGCAUGCAGCUCGGCUCUGCGUCGCACCACCUGCCGCUAGACCUCCACCUCCGCAGCAAGCUGGAGCACCACGGCUCCGACGGCAGCAAGACCAAGAAGGGCCGGCGCAGUCGGACGGUGUUCACGGAGCUCCAGCUGAUGGGGUUGGAGAAGAGAUUCGAGAAGCAGAAGUACCUCUCCACGCCUGAUAGAAUAGACCUCGCAGAGUCGCUGGGCCUCAGUCAGCUACAGGUGAAGACGUGGUACCAGAACAGAAGAAUGAAAUGGAAGAAAAUAGUUCUCCAAGGAGGGGGACUAGAGUCGCCCACCAAGCCCAAGGGCCGUCCCAAGAAGAACUCCAUCCCGUCCAGCGAGCAGCUCUCGGAGCAGGAGCGAUCGCGGGAGCUGGACCGUCAGUCCGAAGCCUCCAGCUCCCACCUGGACAUCGACGCGGAGGACGAAUGAUAUCGGACGGCACUAAAUUCUUGACCCUCUCCUUCUUUGAGACAUGUGGACUCAAUGCGAAUGGAUCGUCACACCAGACAAUGGACUGCAUAUGGGACCCCUUUUGGUCCGAUCUAAAAAGCCGUGAGGCAACACAUGUCCUACACGCCUCUCUGAACUCAUCAGAAGGUGCUUGCGGAUGGUGAUGGUCUGCUAUGGUCCGAGGAACAUUCCCCUAAUGCCGGACUUCUUCUGUAACCUAUAUUGGCGCAAAUGGACAUGGCCAUCCAAAGGCUGAAGCAGAGUGUAUCCUGCUGUAAAGUGGGACUUCCAUCCAGAGAAGAUGACAGUAGGACGCGCUCUCAUGCGGAGGAAGGGAACACGCACUUGUUGCAUUUGCGAUGAACAUUGCGAUAAAGGAUCCGAUCCACUCCUACUUAUCCGUUUUGCAUUCCUGUUUGUGUAACUUGUAUGUUUUAAUUAUUAAAUAUAUUUUCCUAAACUAUGCUCUUUUUCCCAAUUUGAACUUUACGCAUUAUCACAAGCCGCCCUACAACACAUCGACAUGAGGGAUAUCAUGGUGGUCGUUAAAAAACUGUCGGUUAGUUAUUUGUUAGUAGGCUACAACUGAGAACUGCAAUACUAAAAUUAAAUCGAUUUAUUGCAAACACAACAGGGCAUAACUUGUAUUAUGGUUUGCAGCAUGACGUUUCUAGGAGGCGGAGGGCUGGAUUUAGUAGAUCAUCUAUUAAAGUAAUUUAUGAAUUAAUGAUCCGAGGUCUGGAAGCUGUAAACAAGAAGCAAAUCUGAAAUCUCUACGGAACACAGUGUUUAUGUCCUGAUGGAUGAAGGAUAAAAAAGGCCAGUGCGCUGACGUUUGAGAAUUGUUUGCAAUCCUAGGCAGUUCAAGGUCAUUAAAUAAUUUACAGAUUUACACCGACGGUUUUCGGAACAUUAAAGGAAAUUGUUUUAGAGUUGUGAGUUGGUCUCAGAUCAAAUUUAAAUAAAGGACUUUAAAUCUUCCUUUACAAUGUUAAUUAUUUUUGCCUAUGUACAAGGUUAAAUCUAAACACCGUUAUCUAUAUAAUAAUUUUCCCAUUAAUGAUGCCUAAUUGAAUGUAUAUUUUGAAUGAUUCAAUAGUUAAUCAUAAAUGUUAUAUUAUAGGCCUCCCUCACAACACGAAAGGAAGUUGAGUUUAUAUUUGGCUCACAUUAAAAACAGGUACAGCCAG
Gadus chalcogrammus (walleye pollock) is the source of this 2301-nucleotide messenger RNA. RefSeq names its product BARX homeobox 1 (gene barx1). Gene Ontology annotation, molecular function: DNA-binding transcription factor activity, RNA polymerase II-specific; DNA binding. The record is from RefSeq and is a predicted model, not a curated record. Bases 347 to 1090 code for a protein of 247 amino acids. Lineage: Eukaryota; Metazoa; Chordata; Actinopteri; Gadiformes; Gadidae. The transcript is spliced from 4 exons. Gene Ontology annotation, biological process: regulation of DNA-templated transcription.